Messenger RNA from Pochonia chlamydosporia 170, 1797 nucleotides. RefSeq names its product PSP domain-containing protein. The transcript is spliced from 2 exons. The coding region runs from base 1 to 1797 and encodes 598 amino acids. Gene Ontology annotation, biological process: mRNA splicing, via spliceosome. The record is from RefSeq and is a predicted model, not a curated record. NCBI's taxonomy places the organism in Eukaryota, Fungi, Ascomycota, Sordariomycetes, Hypocreales, Clavicipitaceae. Gene Ontology annotation, cellular component: catalytic step 2 spliceosome; U2 snRNP; nucleus.
AUGGCGGCCCCAAAGAUGACCAAGAACCAAAUGCGGAGGGCCAAGAAGAAGGAACAGAAGAAGGUUCAACAAGCUGAGCCAACAAUCAAUCCCGAGCAAGAAAAGGGUGAAAAUGAAGAACAAACAGAAGAGACAAAUACAACAACCGGCACCGACUCCAAUACUACGGAUAAGAAAGGCCAUGACGCCGAAUCUCGUGUCACCACUGAAGCGCCAGCGCUGGACGACGAUCUCGACCAAGACCCUGCAUUUGCUGUGUAUAAGGACAUAUUCACCAAGUUUGGCGCCUCCCUGGAAGAGGAUGAGAUAGCCAAGGAGGCUAAUGCAGGUAACCAAGGCACAGUGCUUUAUGCAGACGACGACAACAUCCCAGAUGAAGAUGACCAAGACGAGAAGCCCAAGCUGUCAAAGAAAAAGCGCAAGGAAUUGAACAAGCUUUCGGUGGCCGAGUUGAAGGCUUUGGUUUCCAUCCCAGAAGUUGUCGAGUGGCACGAUGUGUCGUCGUCUGACCCACGAGUUCUCGUUCAGAUCAAAGCUCAACGCAAUGUUGUACCAGUACCGACUCACUGGUCGCUUAAACGAGAGUACCUGUCAUCCAAGAGGGGCAUCGAGAAGGCUCCCUUUCGGCUACCUCAGUUUAUUUCCGACACUGGUAUUACCGAGAUGCGAGACGCCGUGCUAGAGAAACAAGCCGAACAAACUUUGAAGCAAAAACAAAGGGAACGAGUCGCCCCAAAGAUGGGUAGGUUAGAUAUCGAUUAUCAAAAGCUUUAUGAUGCCUUCUUUCGCUUUCAGACGAAACCAGAACUUACGCGUUUUGGUGAGGUAUACUACGAAGGGAAGGAGGCAGAAGUUGACUACCAACAUUUUCGACCAGGAGACUUGACCGAGGCUACCAAGGAAGCUCUUGGAAUGCCCGCUGGAGCUCCCCCUCCGUGGCUGAUUAACCAACAACGCUACGGACCCCCUCCCUCUUAUCCAACUCUCAAGAUCCCUGGCCUGAAUGCCCCUCCGCCUCCAGGUGGUUCAUGGGGCUUCCACCCAGGCGGAUGGGGCAAACCGCCUGUGGAUGAAAGCAACAGACCUCUAUAUGGCGGUGACGUGUUUGGCCUCGCUCAAAACGGAGCCCAGCCGCAGGCAGCUCAAGGUCAGCUGCAACUUGGCGACGCUGUGGAACGAACCCUCUGGGGAGAGCUCCAACCCCGCGAGGAGUCCGAAGAGGAAGAAUCUGAAGAAGAGUCCGAGGAGGAGGAAGAGGAUGCUGAUGCCGGUGGUCUGGAAACACCCAGUGGUAUGGAGACUCCGAGUGGCUAUUCUACCAAUUUGAACGAGUAUGGGUCUGGUAUAGAGACGUCGAUGGCAGGUGAAAUGGACCUAAGGAAGGAGCGCAGAGGUUAUGACACCGAAGAAUCAUCUGCACCCAGAUCUGCAUACACCGUCCUACCAGAGCGCCAGGUACGAGCUGAGGGCUUCUUUGGCAGCGACCGCGUCUAUGAUCUGAAAGCUGGCCAACAAGCCGGAAUGCCAGUCCUAGGCUCAGAAGAUGGCUCUCGCAAACGAAAGAAGCCUGGUGAUGUCGACGUUGCUCUUGACGUGGAUUCACUAAACCAGCAUGAUGGUAUCAGCAAAGAUGCUCUCAGGCAGCAGUUCGAGGAUACCAAUAGACAGGAAGGUCUCGGAGCCAAGUGGGCUCAUGACGACGAUCUUACAGACCUUAUUGCCGAGGAAUACCACAAGCGACAGCGCACCGAAAAGGAGCGCCAGGACAAGAAGAAAGAGAGCCGAUACAGAUUUUAA